Messenger RNA from Trematomus bernacchii (emerald rockcod), 3261 nucleotides. RefSeq names its product protein phosphatase, Mg2+/Mn2+ dependent, 1Lb (gene ppm1lb). Lineage: Eukaryota; Metazoa; Chordata; Actinopteri; Perciformes; Nototheniidae. Gene Ontology annotation, molecular function: protein serine/threonine phosphatase activity; cation binding. Bases 493 to 1611 code for a protein of 372 amino acids. The transcript has 4 exons. The record is from RefSeq and is a predicted model, not a curated record. Gene Ontology annotation, biological process: protein dephosphorylation.
CAGUGUGGCAGCUGGGAAUGUGUUGGUUUCAACACAGACCGCUAUUUCAGGACGAGGAGCAGUAGCGGCGCUGGCCAAGAAGAGACUCUGCCCACGGCCCUACUCCAGCCAGCACACGGGCUUAAAUUGAACUCUGAACGGAGGACUUGCAUUGUCUGCCCGGGGUAGUCGGUGCUCUCGGACCGCAUCAGAUGGUGCACGGAGAGCCGCUGGUGGCUCACUGCAGGGCUGCAAGCUAGAGGGAGAACCGCCGGAGCACCGUGUUCGUCCCCCGGUUUGUGUACACCUUACCUCCUGCCUGCUGUGUCCGGUUACAAAACGAAUUAAGGUGUCCCUUGACAGUAUACUCUUUACGAGUCCAGGUUUCAAACGCUGGGUUAUGCGUCUGUUUUGCCGAUACCAAAACACUUACACCAACGACAAUGGACUGAACCUGCAGCGGGGGCGAGCGACACACAACCUGCCGCAGAUUUCCUACAUGUAAAUAAAUAGAUGAUAGAGGAUACAAUGACCCUGUUGUCUCUGUUAGGUCGGAUCAUGCGUUAUUUUCUGCUCAGACCGGAGACCUUGUUCCUGCUGUGCAUCAGCCUGGCUCUGUGGAGUUACUUCUUCCACACGGACGAAGUGAAGACCAUCGUCAAGUCCAGCCGGGAUGCGGUCAAGAUGGUCAAGGGGAAAGUGGCGGAGAUGAUGCAGAACGAGCGGUUCGGAGGGCUGGACGUCCUGGACGCGGAGUUCUCCAAGACAUGGGAGUUCAAGAGCAGCAACGUGGCCGUGUACUCCAUCCAAGGCCGGCGAGAGCACAUGGAGGACCGGUUCGAGGUGCUCAGCGACAUCGUCAACAAGAGUCACCCCUCUAUUUUUGGGAUUUUUGAUGGCCAUGGAGGAGAGGCUGCGGCUGACUUCGCCAAGGCCCACCUGUCUGGGGCACUCCGCCAGCAGCUACUGACCUACGAACGUGAGAGAGAGCGAGACAAAGAAAAAGACAAGGAGAAAGAAGAAAAAAAGGAAAGGGGCGGCCUGUCCUAUCCUUCCAUACUGGAGCAGCAGAUAUUGAAUCUGGACAGAGAAAUGCUUGAGAAGCUCUCUGCCACUUACAAUGAAGCAGGUACUACGUGUCUGGUGGCCCUGCUCUCUGAAAAGGAGUUGACGGUGGCCAACGUUGGAGACUCGCGUGGAGUUCUUUGUGACAAAGACGGAAAUGCUAUUCCUCUGUCGCAUGACCACAAACCUUACCAGCUAAAAGAACGCAAGAGGAUCAAGAAGGCUGGUGGGUUCAUCAGCUUCAACGGCUCGUGGCGUGUGCAGGGCAUCCUGGCCAUGUCCCGUUCUCUGGGCGAUUACCCGCUGAAGAACCUCAACGUGGUCAUUCCCAAUCCGGACAUCAUGACGUUUGACCUGAACAAGCUGCAGCCGGAGUUCAUGAUCCUGGCCUCGGACGGCCUGUGGGACACCUUCAGCAACGAGGAGGCGGUUCGCUUCAUCAGGGAACGACUGGCCGAGCCUCAUUUCGGCGCAAAGAGCAUCGUCCUCCAAUCCUUUUAUCGUGGUUGCCCUGACAACAUCACCGUCAUGGUAGUCAAGUUUAAAGGCAAGGCCAGCGAGAAGUAGACACGCAUCAACAACACACAACAUCUAUAUCAUGUUUGAAUAUUAGUGAGAAGUAAUAGGGUUAAGAUGAGAGAUUUAAAAACUCAAAACAACAUUUUGGGUGAGAACAAUUUCUAUCACAGAUAUUUGCAGUUCCCCUCCUUUACUUUUACAAAUGAAAAAGCGUUACUUGUAAGAAAUUGCUUUCAUUUAGUUAUGCAACAACAGAUUGAGCUGUGUGUGUGCGUGCGUGUGUAUGCUUGAGAAUAUGAAAAUAAUUGAUAUAUUUCACGUUAACAACCAAUGCAUUGCCUGUCCAAUAAUGAGAAAAUGACAGUAAACAAGCUAGCAUGGAGUUUGACUUCCACGUUAUUUCAGAGGUGAGGUCUUCCACUAUGUGACCACUAAUGUUUAUGCUUUUAGUUGUCUAACUCUGUUGUCACAUCAUUUAAUUGUAGACUUGUGUCUACCAAGUGACUGCACUGAAAAAGUAUUUUUUUCCUGGAUCAAUUACAUGUCACUGGUGCAAAUAUGAUUGUAUUCCCUUUAUACAGGAACAACACAAAUGAUACUAUGCUUGUUUAAAUAUCACCAUCGAUAUUGUACAGCAAUACAACCAAUUACAAUGGUCGCAUCACACUUGCUGAUCAUGGGAAUUUGAUGUAAGGAUGAAAGUGUUUUGUCUUGAAUUUUAUAAUUUUAGAUGUUGAAUGUCUAAGUUCACUUAAAUUGAUUGCUGUUUUUGUGCUGAUAAAGUCUCAAUUCUGUUUUGAUUGUUGAUACAUAUUACAUUUGUUAAAGCUGAGACUCUGGUAUGAUCCCCACCUUAUCAGCAUUUAUGUAACUACUGAUAAUGUAAUGCUGCAGAUUGUUAAAAGAAAAUCUCUCUUACAACUUAAAAAUAAAAAUCAUUUUAAACUUGAGGAAGGAGGUAAUAAUUAAGGUAUCACAGGCAGUUACAAUUGUGAAUGAUUUAGCAAUUUAAAUUAUCAAGAAAGAUUUACCACCCUUAGGCUUCUUUUCUACAUAAUUAUUGACGUGCUAGUCCUUUAUCUGAGGUUUCUUAAAUUAUCACAUGACAAAUUAACGUUACAAUUUCAGCCUUUAAUGCCAUGUCCUCUACAUCCUGCUAUUGAUCAUUAACAUUUUCCUGAACUGUAACUCAAAAUGUAACAAGCCUUUGAAUGAAUUGUGUUAUUGUUGCCUUCUUUUUUAAACUGUUGAUUUCCUGUUAUGAAGUCUGCUGCCAAAACUACUUUCAGUUUAAUGUAUUGCCGUCGAUCAUGCCAUGCACACUGCUCGACCCUGAAGUCGUACCAUGUUAACUCACAUGUAAAAUAGCAUUAUGGGAAGAAAUGUCUCUAAGAGACAUGGAAUUGUAAGAUGAAUGUACAUACUGUCCUCAUGUUAGUAUCACCCCUCCACUGUUCAUGCAUCAAUGAAUAAAGCAGUGCGCCUGUUUCUGGAUUGUUUAACUUCAGAGAUAUAUAUAUAUAUCAGAGAAAACUGUCUGUUUGUGCUUUUUCAGUUCACAUUCUUCCUAAAAUAUGUACCUUACAGAGUGUUUAUGUGGCAUCUGUACUUGUUUUUGUUGACUUUAAUAAACUGUACAAAAAUACAAUAACAAUUAUUCUGACAUUUCAAAUUGUAAAUCUAAAAGUGAACAUUAAA